Messenger RNA from Penicillium maclennaniae, 1347 nucleotides. It is a transcript of the gene hexA, whose product is annotated as putative Woronin body protein HexA. The record is from RefSeq and is a predicted model, not a curated record. Bases 1 to 1347 code for a protein of 448 amino acids. Gene Ontology annotation, biological process: positive regulation of translational elongation. Lineage: Eukaryota; Fungi; Ascomycota; Eurotiomycetes; Eurotiales; Aspergillaceae. Gene Ontology annotation, molecular function: translation elongation factor activity; ribosome binding; RNA binding. The transcript has 3 exons.
AUGGCUGUUCGAAAGGCAUUCGAGAAGAGACGUCGGACAUCCGUCAAUCUGGACUUUGACGCCCGCGUCCCUAUCCCCUUCAGUGUCUUCCCGUCGUCGUACCGGAGUGACGCUGUCUCUGAAACUACUCAGACGAGAGUAGAGGGAGAAGUCCAACUCGAUCGUACUUCGCGCGUCGAACGGGAAGAUACGAAGGGACCCAUCCCCGACCCUCGCGUCUACGGAAAGGAAGAAAUCGAUUUCCGCAUCAAGGAAGAUCGGUUCCAGAUCAAGGAAGAUCGCUCCGCUCCUGCUCCGGCUCCUUACCAGCAGCGCGACUACGCAGCCGAGGUUGACCUCACUCGUGAACGCUACCCCAACUAUCAAAAGUCUUCGGUUCGUUUCGAAGAACACCCUCCUGUCUACGAUCAGACCGUCGAGACCCAACUCGACCUCACUGAGAGAGAUUACCGUCGCCGGACCUCUCCCAACCCCAAGUUCGACGUCUCUUACGAACGUCGUUACCAGGAACCCGUGAGCUACGACUACUCUCCGGAAGAGUCAGUUGACAUCUCCUACAACCGUUCCUACAAGCCUCAACCCCAGUCCGUCUACCAAGGCGACUACCAAGGCGAAAGCUAUCCCCGUCGCGAAGUCGAAGCCGUUCAGUCUUCUGCUCCUCGCUACUACUCUGCUCCCACCGAAGUUAAGACCACUGUCCGUGAAGCACCUCGCAAAAUGGGCUACUACGACGACGAAGGCCAGUACCACUCUUUCCGCCGUGGCGUUGAGCGUGCUGCCGACCGCAUCAUGCACCCCUUCCACCAUGGUGAGCGUGAGGAGGCCGCUGAGGGCCCCACCCGCUUCUCUGAUGGUGUCCGCGAGAACAUUCGCAUCGUCGAGCCCCGUGGCGGUGCCAGCGCCGAGACUAUCCCUAUCCCUUGCCACUAUGUCCGUGUCGGUGACAUCCUGAUCCUUCAGGGUCGUCCCUGCCAGGUCAUCCGGAUCUCCGUCUCCCCCCAGACCGGCCAGCACCGUUACCUCGGUGUCGACCUGUUCACUCGUGGCCUGCAGGAGGAGUCUAGCUUCAUCUCCAACCCCUCUCCCUCCGUGGUCGUCCAGACCAUGCUUGGCCCCGUCUACAAGACCUACCGCAUCCUCGACCUCCGUGAUGACGGUAAGCUCGUCGCCAUGACCGAGACCGGCGAUGUCAAGCAGGGUCUUCCCGUCAUCACUCAGGGUAACCUCUUCAAGCGUAUCCGUGAUGCCUUUGCUGAUGGCCGUGGCUCCGUCCGCGCUCUCGUCAUCAACGACGGUGGCCGUGAGCUCGUCGUCGACUUCAAGGUCAUCCACGGUUCCCGUCUGUAA